Messenger RNA from Danaus chrysippus (African queen), 270 nucleotides. NCBI's taxonomy places the organism in Eukaryota, Metazoa, Arthropoda, Insecta, Lepidoptera, Nymphalidae. The record is from the annotation of a GenBank genome assembly.
AUGGCCUCGGAUAAGAUUAAAGUAGCAGUUCGGGUUCGUCCCUUCAACAGACGGGAACUCGAAUUGGGUACACAAUGCGUCGUGGAGAUGGAUGGUCAACAGACCAUUCUCCAGUACCCACAGUCAACACACGACAAAGAUAGGCAAGCUCUGUGUACCAAUAAAAUAACCAUUCCGAGGAAACGAAUGUUUCGUAUAGAAGCUUCUCGUCUAUUUGUGGAUAAGGCGGCUGUGAGAAGGGGUGCCAAGGGAGGAUUCCGAGAUAAGUGA